Saprolegnia diclina VS20 is the source of this 855-nucleotide messenger RNA. RefSeq lists its product as hypothetical. The coding region runs from base 1 to 855 and encodes 284 amino acids. Gene Ontology annotation, biological process: mitotic cell cycle phase transition; regulation of cyclin-dependent protein serine/threonine kinase activity. Lineage: Eukaryota; Oomycota; Saprolegniomycetes; Saprolegniales; Saprolegniaceae. Gene Ontology annotation, molecular function: cyclin-dependent protein serine/threonine kinase regulator activity. The transcript is spliced from 6 exons. Gene Ontology annotation, cellular component: cyclin-dependent protein kinase holoenzyme complex; nucleus; cytoplasm. The record is from RefSeq and is a predicted model, not a curated record.
AUGGAGCUCUGCUGCGACGAGGAGCUCGUAUCCAUCGAGACCUCUGUGUACUUGCCGCUCGACGACGCCGCUUUGGACCUCGCCGACGACUGGUACACCACGAUGCUGCACCAAGAGCGUCUGCGCGUCGCGUUCAACCCAAGCUUUCACUACGUACAGACGCGCCGCGUCCUCGUGGACUGGACCUGUGACGUCGGCGACGCGCUGCACCUCGAAAAGUGGAUUGUGCAUACGGCCGUCAUGUACCUCGACCGCCUUCUCAGCGAAGGCGAGAAGCCGCUCCAAACCGAGCUCCAACUCUACUGCCUCUGCAGUUUGUUUAUUGCCGCCAAGACAUUUGCGCUCGACAGUGACAUUCCGUCGCUACACGAUAUGCACGCGUACGCCAACGGCCUCUACUCGACGCACGACAUUAUGCGCUACGAAGGCCGCCUCUUGCAAGCGCUGCGCUGGUCGCUCACGGCGAUGCACCCGCUGUCGUUUGUGCGCUUUUACGUGGCGUCCGCGCCGCUCUUUCCUGACGAUACGAUCCACCACCUGCGUCUGGGCGAUCCGUCCGAGAACGCCGAGCUCCUCGACCGCUACAGUGCGCUUGUCGAAUCCCUCGCCGACCUCUGCCUCUCCGAGUAUGCCUUCCUCGAGUACCUCCCGUCGAUCGUCGCCACGGCCAUUUUGGCCGUCGGGCGGCGCAUCCUCAACAUCACGCCCAUCUGGCGAAACGAGAUGGAAGCGCUGACGGGGUACGCGGUGCACGACAUGGAGGCGUGCUACCAUCACGUGUACCGGCAGUACGAAAUGCAAAGUCAGAAGCCGGGUCUGGCCGAGACGUCGCCGGCCGCAGUCUCGGACCUCUAG